CGACGGCCGUGAAGCGCGGCGGCGAGCAUGGCGGCGCGCACGGCGCUCGGAGCGGGUAGCGCUUGGGCUCGCGGGCUCCUCGGCUGGGCGCGGCCAGAGAGGUGGCUAGCGGCCAGGAGCUUUUUUCCCCUGUCAUGUAUCCCCAUGAGCACAUACCUGCAGAAACUGGGGAAGUGGGAGAAAAAGAACAGGAUUGUUUACCCUCCGCAGCUGCCUGGAGAGCCCCGCAGACCAGCGGAAAUAUAUCACUGUCGGAGGGAAAUAAAAUACAGCAAUCAAAAGAUGUGGUAUCUGGCCAAACUGAUAAAAGGUAUGUCCAUUGACCAGGCUCUUGCUCAGCUGGAAUUUAAUGAUAAGAAAGGAGCAAAAGUGAUCAAAGAGGUUCUCUUAGAAGCACAGGAACUGGCAGUAAGAAAACACAACGUGGAAUUCAAAUCAAAUUUACACAUAGCGGAGUCAAUGUCCGGCAGAGGCCGCUAUGUGAAGCGGAUUCGUUACCAUGGCAAAGGCAUGUUUGGCAUCAUGAAAAUCGUCAGGUGCCAUUACUUUGUGAAGCUGGUGGAAGGUCCUCCUCCUCCAGAGCCACCAAAGACGGGUGUUGACCAAGCCAAGGAAUAUAUACAGCAGCUACGAAACAGAACCCUUGUUAAUACACUGUGACAAACUUGUGACUAUAUAGGUAUUUCUUGUUUAACAAUGUAACUAUAUACAGGAAUAAUUAAAAGGAUGUCUUAAUUGUGUCUUUGGUGCUGCUGCAGCUGAAUGAUGUGGGGAUGACCGUAGGCUUUUUUUUUAAUCUGUUAAGCCAGAGGUGUGGAAAAGUCUUGGAAAAGCAGCAACAGAUGAUACUUUUUGUGAGUAACUCAGACCACAGCAUUCAAACUCUUCCCUGGACUGUCAAAUCUAGAACAUGUGAUGCCAUUACAAAGCUUGUGAGGAACUGUGGUUGUCUUCAAAUUCAUGUAUCUGUCUCUGUUAUGUAUGGUUGGGUCUUUCAUUGUAAAAGUAUGUGCCCAGCAGUCACACUGCAACAUGAAGAUGUGGACUAAAGUUACUAAAAUUUGACGUCUUAAAGCAGCUACAAGAAUGGAGCAAAACAAGUAACAACAAGUUGAGAUUGUCAGGCAUCAGUUUAUGGUUUCUUUAUCUAGGUUGUUGUGCUCCUUCCUUACAGCCUCUGUUGUGCAACUUGGGCAUUGUGUCCGAGUGGGGCAAAAAGAAUCAUCCCAAGUUCAGAUUUUGUCGGUAGGUGGCAAUGUUUAGUUUGUCAGAGGGGAAAUAACAGUGAAAACUUAAAGCGUAUUGAAACUGUUCUUGAGUCUGACCAUGGCAUUAAUAGUCUAAGUGCACAGAGUUCAGGCAACUCUCUGUGGAAACUGAGGAUCAACAACAGGCACAAUAUGGAGAAAACCUUGUCUUGGUGAAGAGUGAACUAAUUAUUCUGCAUUGUCUGGAAACAAAUUGCUUCUAUAACAUAGAGGAGAGUAAAGUGCUCUGUGGAUGUAAUAUAGAAUGACUUGUUGCACAUACAAAUCUAUCUUUCAGUUUUCUGAGAACACUCCCAUUUUUAUCAUUUCCUCUUUGAUGAGAACAAGGCUGAGGUCAGUAGGGGAAUUUCAUUUCAUCUUGUCAAAUUCUCUACUCAGAUGACCAGAGAUCAUGCACAUCAGCUUAAAAACAGAGCAGAUGCCUGUUUAUGGAAAUGUUGGAUAUUUAGACCUUUCUUUUGCUUUCCGGAGUGUGAGAUAGAUGGACUGCCUCAUUUGAGUCUCUUUCCCACACCAACUGGUGGCAGCCUUUCUUACUGCAUUUACUUGCAUCACUGCUUCAAUGAUGGCAAAGGGACAGUUCCUGUAACAAACCAAAUUACCUCUGUUGUCCUAAUGAGGGCUGCAUACAACUGUUUCUUUUUGCUGCCAAGGAAAGGAUCUCAUGGUGUUGAAGAGUGUUGGGGGACUGUGAAGUUACACAAGAAGUACAUGCAUAGCUCAGAACCAUGAAUGGGUGCUUAUUUGCAGUCUGAUAUCCUGCAGUGCACUUACAGAGGCAUUACUUGCUUUAAAGGCACAAUUUAGUAGCUUCUGUCAGAGAGGUACAUUCCUGAUAGAACUCUCUAUAUCUGUAGUCCCUGAUGAUUGUUUGAGGAACUGUUUCUGGUGUACUGGGAUAAACAGCUGUGCUUUGCUGUGCCAGCUGCUGUUUAAACUUCUGUCACACUGAAUCUCGUAGCAAACGUGAGUGAAUUAAUCUUUUCUGGGGUCAGUGAUCUCAGAGAAGGCUGAGGAAUCACAGAAUAAUCCAAGCUUUAUAAGCACAUGUCAUCUAAGCAUAUAAAACUUGGCUUCUGUUUUAUUCCAGCACUUGUUUCUCUUGCAU
Messenger RNA from Colius striatus (speckled mousebird), 2376 nucleotides. It is a transcript of the gene MRPL22, whose product is annotated as mitochondrial ribosomal protein L22. The transcript has 7 exons. NCBI's taxonomy places the organism in Eukaryota, Metazoa, Chordata, Aves, Coliiformes, Coliidae. Gene Ontology annotation, molecular function: structural constituent of ribosome. Gene Ontology annotation, cellular component: ribosome; mitochondrial large ribosomal subunit. The record is from RefSeq and is a predicted model, not a curated record. Gene Ontology annotation, biological process: ribosome assembly; translation. The coding region runs from base 28 to 660 and encodes 210 amino acids.